Lolium rigidum is the source of this 974-nucleotide messenger RNA. RefSeq names its product coatomer subunit zeta-1-like. The transcript has 6 exons. Gene Ontology annotation, cellular component: COPI vesicle coat. The coding region runs from base 143 to 679 and encodes 178 amino acids. Gene Ontology annotation, biological process: intracellular protein transport; retrograde vesicle-mediated transport, Golgi to endoplasmic reticulum; intra-Golgi vesicle-mediated transport. Lineage: Eukaryota; Viridiplantae; Streptophyta; Magnoliopsida; Poales; Poaceae. The record is from RefSeq and is a predicted model, not a curated record.
UCUCCUCCUGUCAUUCUUGCCUUGAUCUUCGUCUUGGUCGCCUUCCCUUCCCUUCGCCCUGCCGUCGACCAGCAAUCAGCCAAUCCCUCAGGCAGGCCACCGCGCAUCUGGUUCCCCACGCUCGCAAAUCCGCCUUGCCGAGAUGGGUUCCUGCCCUUCGGUCAAGAACAUCCUUGUGCUGGACUUGGAAGGGAAACGCGUGGCCGUGAAGUACUACAGCGAUGAGUGGCCCUCCGCGGCCUCCAAGUUGGCUUUCGAGAAGUCUGUCUUCGUGAAAACCCAGAAACCGGGUGCUAAAGCAGAAGAAGCUGAUGUGGUAAUGUUCGAUGGCUACAUUGUUGUGUACAAGUUCAUCGAAGACCUACAUUUUUUUGUAACUGGAGGAGAGGAAGAGAACGAGCUCAUUUUAUCAUCAGUUCUUCAGGGUUUUUCCGAUGCUGUUGGCAUUCUUCUCAGAAGCAAGGUAGACAAAAGGACCGCCCUUGAAAAUCUGGAUCUCAUCUUUUUAUGCAUUGACGAAGUUGUUGAUGGAGGGAUUGUUCUGGAAACAGAUGGUAAUGUGAUAGCGGAGAAGGUGUCAGGUCAUGGACCGGAAGGAGCUGGAUCAUACGCUGAGCAGUCGGUGACCCAAGCCUUCGCGGUAGCAAAACAACACUUUAUGAGGUCUCUCCUGAACUAGUGUGUAGGCAUCUUUUGGGUUGACGAUGAGCUAGCAUCAAAUUUCUGGGUUUCCUCUCGUAGCACCGCGCACCUAGUUUUGCAAGUGAGAAAGUGACUUGUAUCUUGUGUGUGAGUUCAUCUAUUGCUGUGGCCGCCAACGUUUCGUUGCAGAGAUGUAAACCUAAGUGCCUAACUGAUGAUCAGAAUCCUUUGAAGUUUUCAAGAAACUUGUGAUCUGUAUAGAUGCUGAUGAGGUUAUUUCACCUCCCUUUGGUGCAUUAAAAAUCCUGCAACAGCCUAUGUUGUGACCGAUA